Messenger RNA from Patiria miniata (bat star), 6720 nucleotides. RefSeq names its product importin subunit alpha-7-like. Gene Ontology annotation, cellular component: nucleoplasm; nucleus; cytoplasm. The transcript has 14 exons. Gene Ontology annotation, molecular function: protein binding; nuclear import signal receptor activity. The record is from RefSeq and is a predicted model, not a curated record. NCBI's taxonomy places the organism in Eukaryota, Metazoa, Echinodermata, Asteroidea, Valvatida, Asterinidae. Gene Ontology annotation, biological process: NLS-bearing protein import into nucleus. Bases 118 to 1722 code for a protein of 534 amino acids.
UUUCAAAAAACACCGAAGUGCUCGUUCUUUUGUAAUCACCAUUUGUCGUCGAUGAAAAAGUAGUGUGCCAAAUCGACACGUUCUUCCGGAAUAAAAAAUACUUCGUUUGUGGAUUUUAUGAGCAAGACAGUUGUAGCAACAAUGGCAAGUUCUCAGCAAAACAAAGGUCACUUCCACAUGUACAAGAACAAGGCGCUGGGCCUGGAGGAGCUGCGCAAACGGAGAGAAGAAGAAGGCGUUCAGCUACGCAAGCAGAAACGGGAAGAGCAGCUUUUCAAGAGGCGAAAUGUAGACAUUGUACUGGAGACUGAAGCGUCCCUUCAAGACAACAUAAUCACCUCUACGCAGGGUUUUGUCAGUCCGGACAUGGUUCAAGCCCUCAUGAGUGAAGACGUCACCCAGCAAUUGGCUGCUACACAAAAGUUUAGAAAACUACUCUCUAAAGAGCCCAACCCUCCCAUCGAUGAGGUCAUCCACACUGGAAUCGUACCCCGAUUUGUUGAAUUUCUACAAAACGAUAGCAACAGCACCUUGCAGUUUGAGGCAGCCUGGGUGCUAACCAAUAUAGCAUCGGGAACCUCGCUGCAGACCCGGUGCGUCAUAGAGGCGGGCGCCGUGCCACUAUUCAUCCAGUUACUCAACUCAGAAUUUGAAGAUGUACAAGAACAGGCUGUCUGGGCACUAGGCAACAUUGCAGGCGACUGUCCCGACUGCCGAGAUUUUGUUAUCGAUAAUGGAAUCAUCAUGCCACUAUUGCAAUUACUGGCUAAAUCCAACAAGCUGUCCAUGACAAGAAACGCUGUCUGGGCGCUGUCCAACCUCUGUAGAGGAAAGAACCCUCCACCGAACUUUGAUAAGGUCAAGACAUGCCUGCCGGUCCUGUCCCGUCUAUUAUUCCACAGUGACCACGACGUCUUGGCCGAUGCAUGCUGGGCCCUCUCUUACCUCUCGGACGGACCCAACGAGAAGAUUCAGGCUGUCAUCGACAGCGGGGUCUGUCGGAGACUAGUGGAACUCCUCAUGAAUGCCUCACAGAGCGUUGUGUCCGCUGCCCUACGAGCCGUUGGAAAUAUUGUCACAGGCGAUGACAUCCAAACACAGAUCAUCUUGAAUUGUUCAGCCCUGCCAUACCUCUUGCACCUGUUGAGUAGCCAAAAGGAAUCCAUCAGGAAAGAAGCCUGCUGGACAAUAUCCAACAUCACCGCUGGCAAUAGACAGCAGAUCCAGUGCGUCAUUGAUGCCAACAUCAUACCCACUCUAAUAGACGUCCUAGGAAAGGCGGAGUUCAAGACAAGGAAGGAGGCAGCUUGGGCAAUCACCAACGCCACAUCAGGAGGCAGCCCUGAACAGAUAAGAUUCAUCGUUGAGCACAACUGCAUCCCACCGCUGUGCGAACUCCUCAACGUCAUGGAUGCCAAGAUUGUCCACGUGGCCCUCAACGGUCUGGAGAACAUCCUGAAACUAGGCGACCAAGACGUCAAGAACAAUCUCACCCAGCAGAACCAGUAUGCUCUUGUUGUUGAACAUUGUCAAGGUGUGGACAAGAUAGAAUUCCUACAAUCCCACGCCAACCAGGAGAUCUACCAGAAGGCCUUUGACAUCAUCGACCGUUACUUCAGCACCGAGGAGGAGGACAGCAAGCUGGCCCCCAAGAUUGCCGAGAACGCCCAGGUCUUUGAGUUUGGCCCGCCCCAGGAGAACAUCGAGGAUCUGCAGUUCUGAACGGACGUGCACAAGCCCAUAUGCCAGAGAGAAUCGGUGUGGAGUCUACUGUGAGAACGUUACCGUGAAGUUAUGUGGUCCAGUGCGAAAGAGGUACCUUAAGUGGAUGUUGGGUAAACUCAAAAGUCUCAAAGUUGUCGAUAAAACUGAGUAUGAGAUUUCUUCUUCAGCAUCGGUUUGGUACAUCUUUCUCUUUGUAAGCUUCAUUUGGUCGUAUUUAAUGAAAUAUACUCCAUUGUGGUUCUAUCAAAGCCCACAAAAGUCUCCAUCUGUUCCUGUACAAUCAACCACUUCAGCGUGUAAUGCCUUGAUUUCUCCUCAAAAUAUUUACAAUGUGAGAGACCAAGUAUAGAGAGCAUUUUGUUAGCAUGAUGAAUACGUGAUUCAAGGACUGGCAUUUUCCCAAAUAAUCAGGGUUUUAAAUGGAGAAAAAAAAACGUGUCAGUGUUGAGUUGCAAGUUGUUAAUCGGAAUGAUACCUGGAUGCCUUGUUUGUAAUAAAAGUGAACUUUAAAGAAACCAGAUAAUGUUGUAAUUAUCCUGAAUGGGGUGGAAUCUUCGCGACUUCAAGCAAUCAGUGUGUUAAAAACAUAUAAUCCAAGUGGUACAUUUGUGUUUUGGGAAUGAAGUGUGCGAAUGAAUGACUGUGGAUGAGACAUGCUGCUGAGAGAGUGGGUGGGAGGCAGUGACAAGCAGAGUGACAGAAGGGUGGACGGACAGAGUGAGAGAGAGGGGGAGAAAAAUGAGUGUUGAGAAUUCUGUGAGAGAGUGUGGAGAGAAUCUCUACGUACAUACACAUGCACAAGUUCUUAACGAUGCUAACUCCUGACUUCCGUAAUUUUGUUUCACUAGUGGCCUUGAAUACUCGCAUAACCAGACUUCCCAUGUGCACUUGGCCAUCAGCAAGACUACAAUGCAUCACUGUUUGACAAUUGUCAAAAGUGGGCGCUGUCCAGGGCAGAGGUUCCACAUGCCUGUACAGCCCCUUUAAUCUAUUUUGGCAUUAAUGCUUCAACCUUCAAUACCUUUAGGCUGAUCAUUUUUCGUGCAGAAUUUAUGUUGUUAAUUUUGCAAACGGUGGAAUAAUUCCUGCUCUGUAAACUGCAACAAACCAUUCUAGGCAGUUUGAGGAGUUUGGGCAGGCCGUUUUGGGGCAUUUUCAGGACUGAAAAGGAUAAAAUAUUGCCCACCUUCUGUAAAAGUAAACAGUAAGAAAAAAAAAUGCAACACGUUAGUCUUUUCCACUUGAGACUAACCUAUUUGAUUUCGUAUCAUGAGAUGCUAGUGUAUCUGAAACAAAAUUUGAGAGAUUUUUCUACAAUACUUGUAGCUUUGUUAUAUACCUGCAGUGUCAAUUUUAUGAUGCUGAUGAUUUGCUGAUUUUCCUGCAUUGUGAAAAGUUAAAUCUCUGAAAUUGUGAGAGAGACCUUUUUUUACGAAGAUGAUUUCAUACAAAUGCUGCUUUAGGGAUUGAACUGGUAUGUGCGCGGAAAGAGAGUUUAUAAGAAAUCUAAAUAAAAAAUUAUAAAAAAAAAAAAAAAUAACAAAUUGGAAGCGAGAGAACUGUUGAUGAGAGAAAGAAAGGUAAUAAAUUACAGUAAAAAAAAAAAGUGGAAAAAAAACAUAUUUUAAAAACCAGAAAAAAAAUUGAAAAAAAUAAUAAAAAAACAAUUAUGAAUAUUCAACAGUGUGUGAUGUAGGGAGUUGAGUUGGAGGAGUUUUUAUGAUGCGGGUCAAACCAGCUUUUUUUGAGCGAUUGUAUGUUUUGUUGGUUUUUUUGGUAAGUGUAUGUGUGUCAUAAUGCUGUAUAACAGUGUGUUGUGCAUUUUAUGUAGGAAAAUAAAAACACAAAGAGAACUGGUCUAUAGAUGUUUGAAAUUUGCGUCAAUAGCUCGAGGGUUAUGGCACGUUGUCAGUGUAUACAUGGAAUAUUUUCCCAGUGAUUUAUUUUGAUAUGGUAUGCGUAUAUUGCACUGAUGCAGAGGUGCAUAUAUGGAUAUUGCCCUGAAGAUAUUGCCCUGCAGAUAUUGCUCUGCAGCAUUGCGCAAGGGGAAAUAUAGUGCCAGAUCUGUUUCUGUUAGCCUGGAUGCAUACAUGUAGGUUUUCUGAUCGAUACAUAAUAUUGCCCUGGUGUGUGUAUAUUACCCAGUGUUUUAAGUUGAGGGAUGUUGCCCUAGUUGGUAAUAUUGCCCAGUGGAAUAUAUUUCCCCAUCGGUGUGUUGCCAAUGAUGAAGGCCCAUUGCCACAUACAUGUACAUACAUGUACAUUCAUACUGUAACAUUGGAAGUGUAUACAUGUACAGUAAUAGCAUAUUGGGCUUGCCAUAAAGCCUUCCGUACUGUUCUGGCAAUGGUUCAAGUACCUGUAUAAAUAUUGCACUGGUGGGGCAUGACUAUCACCUGUGCUAUAUUGCCCCUUAGAUGAAACAUAUUGCCCCCCUAGAUGAAACAUAUUCCCUUGAUAAUGGAAAGAGUAUUGUGAAGAAGUGAAUAAGGUUAUUUGAAGAGAAAAAAGAGUGCUGCGUGGAAUGGUUGAAUAAUUUCAAUAGGAGGAUUUAUUUUCUUCUUUUUGUUAUUUAGAACUGUCAAAUUCUUUAAGAGGAUAUUUCCCAGGCAUAUUUUACCCUUGAUUGUCUGAAUUUCAACUUUAGUUGCCUGUUUCAAUCUGUCAUGUCCAACCUACGUAUUUUCUGUGUACCAGAUUCUAAAAAAAAAAUGGCUCCCAACCAAAUUAACAGAAACAUAUUGAUAAGCUUGGCGAGAUAAGAAAUGGUGUAUCAAACUGUUUCAAGUAAAUUGGUGAAGGUUUUAGCCAAGCAAUAGUUUUCUGCUUACAGGUAUUUCGCCUUGAAGGCCCAGUCAAGUUAAGUCUACAUGUACCUCCAUGUUUUUUUUCUUUCUAAAUAGCCGUCAUUUUCUUUGAAUCGAUUUUGCCUGAAAUAAUCCAUUUGGACAGUGUGUGCAAAUCCUUUCAAAGCUUUGUUUUUCAUCUUGAACGUUUUUCAAAGUACUUCAAAUUCAAUGCCCUGGGAGUUUUGUUUGAGAAGUUUGUCCUCUGUUAAUCCAGAUUCCAGAUUUUACAGAAAUGUUAUCACUAGUGUUUUGGUAUCAUGAUUGAUAAACCGUUGAAUCUUAUUCAUUUUUUUGUUUGCCCUCUUAUCACACAGGGAUACAACAAACUCUGUGAUUGGUCUAUAUUAGUCAUUUCUAUUUAGAACUACCGGUAUACUGCUGACCAAUCAAAAGCUUCUUUUUUCAUAAAGUAUACUCAUUUGAAUUUCGAGCAAGGUCAGUCUUUGCUGUGAAAUGGCCCAAUGCAGUGAUUCGUUCAUUUGUUUGUUCUGUCUUGUUAUUGUUUUCUAUUAAUGAGUAUACCAGGGCUGCGCUCUGAUUGGGCAAAUUUGUUCUGGAGAAAAAUUCAUUAGGUUUAAUUCACCAUUUCACAUGCCUUUUUUUUUCACUGUUGUUUUUGAUGAAAUUUGAAUCUGCCACAGCGUUCUUUGUUAGGAUGUAUAUAGGAAAAUUGUUCAUAUUCCUUCAUCCUUGAGGCAAAAAUGAAGAAAAAAAAUGUCAUGCUCUCAAACUGAAAAUUUUGUCUCUGUUUGCAAAAGGUGACACUUUGUGGCAAGAAGACAAUAUUUUUUGUCACAAAUUCUGGGAUCUCUUUUGAAAUGUUUUAUACACCAUCGUUUGGAGUCAUAUUUGGAAUUCGCGAGUCGUUUCCGUUAUACGGAACAUCUUUUUUUUCUUCAAAUAUUUCAAGGAUUUUGAAGGAGUUGUAUGUAUUUGGGAUGCCAAAUUUUUUGGUUGAGUUAAAAGUUUGACGACCAGUGACCAGCCUAUCCAAAAUUUGGUUUGGGCAAAGAAAAACAAAUUUUUGAGUAGUCAAUGUACUUUCGUUGGGAUUUUGUUUAAAUACUUUAAUCACUCAACUGGUUUGAGUGAAAUAUCAAAAAAGGGGAAAAAAUACGAAAUUUGAAAUCGAGGUAACAGAAAUUUAUGUUAGUGUGGCUGGUCACAAAAUUAUACGUACGUAGCAUAGAACAUAACAGGCUGUAUUUACCUAGAAUAAAUGUUAUAUGAUAUGUGCAAAAUUUAUGUACAGACAACAACAAAAACAUGCAAACAUAAGUUUAAAAAAAAAUAUGAAACAUGUCUACAAACUUUGAGCAAUUGUAUGCCACUUGAUACACAUGUUGAAUAUAUACAUACCAAGUACUUGCUAUUUGUACAUACUAAAAUAUUAUUACAUUUCACAUCAUGAAAUGACAAACUUUUUAUUUUUUACAAGAAAACAAAGAAAAAAACCAAAACAUGCCUACAUGCAUUUAAAUAUAUUGUUACAAAAAAAAGAAACGAGUGCAAGAUAUUAUUAAAAAAUUGAAAUUGUUAGAUAUUAUAAAAACAUUAGAUUGCCAUAACAUGACAACAUCAUAGAACAUUUUAUAAAAAUUUGCAAUAUUUUGGCAUAUAAGUCUUUUUUUUUUUUUUUGUACCAUCGACUAUAUACAUGUAACACGCCACUUAACACGACUUGAAAUACAAAAAAAAUAAACAAAAAGUGUGUGUCAUUAAUUUUUUUUUCCUCGUAUUUUGUUUCCAUCUGGGCCAGAAUACUUUUUUUAACUUUCUUGAAUUGAAACAUGAUCCUAUGCAAGUCUCGUUUCAGAAUUGUAUUUCAGUCACCAGCAUCUUUGUGUAGGUAAAUGAUAAAAAAAAAUAACAAAGUAGGACUAAAAAAUGUGAUGAGGGAAUUCUGAUCUUUAAACUCGCAACUUGUACCUCUAAUUCCAUGUAACAUCUUAUUCAUGUCUCUUCAGCUCAGGAAAAUAUUUAGAGAACAAUAUUUAGUUAUUUCGGAAAUUACAAAAAAAACAAUGGAAAAAAGUCAUUAAUAUUGUAUGGAAAUGUUUAUUUUUAUUACCGGGUAUAGCCCUUCGGCAAAUUCCAAUAUUAAAAUCAGUUAUCAUUUCAAUUCAGGUAUAAAUUAGAAAUUCGA